Molecule: messenger RNA, 1953 nt
Organism: Chara braunii
Lineage: Eukaryota; Viridiplantae; Streptophyta; Charophyceae; Charales; Characeae
Source: the annotation of a GenBank genome assembly
CGAAACAGUUUGUCACAGCCCCUCGUUUGUUGUCCUCAUCUCUCUCUCUGCAUACGGUUUACCGGCAGUUCUGUUUGUGACGAUAUAUAAUAUAUAUAUACGUAUAUGUGACGAUAUAUAUAUCUAUAUAAGGGUUCAGCCUCCUGAUGAGUCGGUGAAACUCCGACGAAACAGUUUGUCACAGCCCCUCGUUUGUUGUCCUCUUCUCUCUCUCUGCCUACGGUUUACCGGGCAGUUCUGUUUGUGACGAUAUAUAUAUAUAUAUAUCAGGCGUCAGCAUCAUGAACAGUUGUCUUGCGGCUAUGGCGGGUGUGCGGCUGGGCGCUCCGUCUAACCUCUCGCUGGGCUGUGAGGUCAAAAGCCGGCAUCGUGAAGGGGCAACCAUCAAAUUCACUCGUUUCCCUGCUCAUCGCAAGCCAGCAACAGGUAAAUUGAACACGUGUCUUUCCUGUUUGGGGUCUGUUUCGGGGUCUGUUUCGAUUGGUACUCAUGAUUGUAGCGAUAGGACUGGUGGUCGUUGCAGUGUGCCGCAAGCAGUUGGGGCCGCCUCAUCACUUCACUGUGAAUUGGUGUCACGGAGCGGAAGCGGAAGUGGAAGCGGAAGCGGCUUCCCUUCUGGUGCUGUCUCUGCCUCAGUCAACUUACCCUGCGCUCAGUCUUUGACUUUGACCACCUCCUCUCCCUGCCUCUGUUAUUCUUCUUCCUCGUCCACACUUUCUUCCUCCCCAUCUCCCUUUUUUGUGUCUUCCUCUUCCUCCUCCUCCUCCUCCUCGUCGUCGAUUGCCAGAAAAGGUGGACAUGUUCUUAGUGCUGGCUUGCAAAGUUGCUUUCUUUCUCCCUCCAUCACUUCGUCUUGCGAGCAUCAUCCUCGUGGCGCUGCAUCGGUAUUACCAUCUCCUGCCCUUUCAUCAUCGCCGCUCUGUACAGUGGCUCCUGCACCAACGGCGGCUCUGCGGGCAACGGUUCGUUGCGGUGCUUCGAGUUCUGGAGGAGAAGGAGGAGGAGAAGGAGGAGGAGGAGGAGGAGGGGUGCAUAAGGAGUAUAGAGGAGGCAUUUCUGGUGAAGGGCUGAGGUUUGGUGUGGUGGUUGGGUUAUUCAAUGAUCUGAUUACACGGCCUCUUCUGGCCGGCGCCCUUGGGACGUUCAAACGACAUGGAGUAGUGGAUGGUGACGUGGAGAUCGCCUAUGUCCCAGGAUCUUAUGAAAUUCCCAUUGUGGCUCAGGGGAUGGCCAGAUCAGGAAAGUUCGAUGCCAUUUUGUGCAUCGGAGCUGUCAUCCGGGGUUCCACCACUCACUACGACGCGGUCGCGGGAGCGGCUGCCAGCGGCAUUCUCAAUGCCAGCCUGUCAACCAAUGUGCCGUGCGUGUUUGGGGUCCUCACCUGUGAGACGAUGGAGCAGGCAAUGGAUCGCGCAGGGGGCAAGCUGGGAAAUAAGGGUGCCGAAGCCGCCGCGACUGCGGUGGAGAUGGCCAACUUAAUGAAGAGCCUUCGCAGUGAUGGUGUGGUGUCUUCUUGACCAGUUAGUCUAUAAAUUGGGUUGUUUUGAUUGAUUGGUUAGUUAAUUAGUUGGUCAAGGCAAGUAGGGGAUUGUUUUUUGAGAGGAAAGAGCUGUAGGGAAUGAGAGAGGAGGUUGGGAAAUAAAGUCAGAUAGAACAAAAAAAAAGAGAGGCAGCAGCAGAAGGGGUCUGCAUGGCAAGAGCCACUUGCUGGUGGCAGUCUAAUUUUGCUAGCCGGGCAACAACCGUACGGGUUGUCAGAUGUGGGAAAUGCUGCUGGGGUACUGGUGCAGAGAAUUGAGUGUGUCCCAACCCUCUCCGUUAUGAAUCAACGUCGUGUCGAUGUGAUGAUCAUUUACAUUUCUGAUUGAGAGAAGAGAGAAGAGAGGAGGGAGGUGGUCCAUGUGUCCACCUGGCAACCUGCUUGGCUGCUGUGGAUAAAGGUAAUUGGAAGUU